This is a messenger RNA of Folsomia candida, 4803 nucleotides long. It is a transcript of the gene Hasp, whose product is annotated as sushi, von Willebrand factor type A, EGF and pentraxin domain-containing protein 1. Gene Ontology annotation, molecular function: peptidase inhibitor activity. Gene Ontology annotation, cellular component: extracellular region. The transcript has 46 exons. Lineage: Eukaryota; Metazoa; Arthropoda; Collembola; Entomobryomorpha; Isotomidae. The record is from RefSeq and is a predicted model, not a curated record. The coding region runs from base 213 to 4646 and encodes 1477 amino acids.
CGAGAUUUCCUUCGCUCGGGCCACUCACGAGUGCAUGCGUUUUGUUCUUCUCUUGUGUCCUCGUCCUGGUCUCAACCCUUGGAGAGAGAAGAGAUGUAGAUUGUCCGCUUGAUCACAAAGCCCAUCAGUCUGGAUUAAGGUUUCAUGAAGUGAAAUUCGCAAGUUUGUGACUACACGGGUUAAAAAACGUGCAGUAGCAGCAGCGCAGAAAAAUGAUACGCUCAACUUCAAACCAUCUCACUGUGGAGCUUAUGCUCGGAUGGAUGCUGUGUGCAGCUAUUGCAGCUUCUGCAAUAUCAUGGCACCGCAAUUCUCCUGAAAUAUAUGCCCAGUCCCCCAGCCGUCUCUUUUAUAAAAAUCCCCGAAACGUCCCAUCCGACUUAUGCCCUCGGGAUGAAGCACAAGCUCAAUUGCAAGGAAGGACUUGUCUUAGAAAGUGCACAAACGACGAAGACUGCAAAAGUAAACGGAAGAAAUGCAUGUGCGACGGAGCUUGUGGUCUCAGUUGUGUCAAACCAGAGCGAGAAUGUAACGAUCCAGAAAGUCCGCUGGAACUUGGAGAAGUUCACGCAAAUGGGAAAUUCUUUGGGUCUAAAGCAACGUAUUCAUGCCCUGAUGGAUUUAAGGUUAUCGGGAUGGAGGAGAGGGUGUGCCAGGCGGAUGGAUCGUGGAGUGGAACAGCUCCCUCGUGCCAAAAAAAUACCUUUUGCACAUCGCCCCCAAUAAUUGAGCAUGCGAGACAUAAUGGUCCUCUUGAUCAGAAGACCUUCGACCUGGAUUUCUCCCUUCAAUAUCAAUGUCUUCCGGGCUACAUCACCAAAGGUUUUGCAAGAACGAAAUGCUUUUUAUACAACGGAACUGCAAAAUGGUUUGGUCCGGACAUUACUUGUGAACCGAAAAGUUGUGGAGAGCCUCAAGACAUUUUAAAUGGACGUCGUGAAGGAGAAUGCGUUCACGUAGGGUGUGAAAUGACUUACGUUUGCCAACCUGGUUUUGACCUGGUUGGGCGUCAAAAACAUACUUGUCAGUCUGAUGGGACCUGGACUCCAAAAGAUUUGCCGACUUGCGUCCCCGUGCAAUGUCCAAUUCCGGAGAACCCUGGAAAUGGGAAUGUCGAGUAUUCGUCACUUUCUUUCAACUCUGUUAUAACUUACAAAUGCAAGUAUGGUUACAUGUUGGUUGGAGAUGGAACACGAAGGUGUGGUCCAAACAAGAGAUGGUCAGGUUCGGACAUUCAGUGCAAAGAGAUCAAUUGCGGUGAAAUCAACAAUGGCUAUCUUCACAACGGAUGGAUGGAAAAUCAUGAUCAUGGGACGGCCCUAGGCGCCUCCAUCAUAUUCCGAUGCUACGACGGCAUGACGCUGGUCGGCAACACCUCGACCGUUUGCAGCAUCGAUGGACAGUGGAGAUACCCACCACCUCUCUGUCUUGCCCCCUGUAAAGUUCCUAUAAUUCCUUUUGGAAAUGUGACGAUGAAGGAUGAAUCUGAACCUACGUUGCCUCCCCCCACAACUGCACCACUCCCUCCAGACAGCACAAAUCUAACUACUGUGCCACCAAUCAAGGAAAUCAUUCUAAAACCUGGAACGACAAUAGCUCAUGGAAAAUCAAUCGGUGUCAAAUGCGAAACUCAUUAUGAAGCUUCACAUCUAAUUUCACCACCAGCUUGUCACAAUGGCUCGUGGUCACAUGCUCCAAAAUGCCAACCAGCUCGGUGUAAAAAUCUUCCCAAAGCUCCACGCCAUGGGAUGGUCAUAGCACCAAAAACUGAGCACGGGAUGAAAGCACGGUUCACUUGCAGAGACGGCUAUGUUCUGCUUGGAAACAAUGUGACGGAAUGCCAGUAUGGGAACUGGGUUGGGGAACCUCCAGUUUGCAACCAAACUUUCUGCAAAUUCCCCGGAGUCAUACCGAAUGGUCGAGUUUUGCUCGUGGGCAACAUGGGUCUCUACGAUUACAGGAACUAUGUCACAAAGGUGGCAAACAAUCGUCAGAUUAUGUUUGACUGUGAGAAGGGAUAUGUCCUUGCAGAUGGGCCACCAGGAAAAACUUGUAUAAAGGCCGAAUGGUCCCCGAAAGCGGAAACACCAAGGUGCAUUGCAUCUCAACAUCCAAACUUUCGCUGGGUACGAUCUGUACGAUCUGCAAGAUCCAUUCGGAGAAAGCGAAAAGCUGGUGCAAAACAGGCCGGAAGUGCUGCAAUGCGAAAUAAGCAAUUUGGUGGAAGAGGUGGGGACGGUGGGGGAAAAAGGGGUUCAAGGAAACACCACAAAGUGGAAGGAGAAGAUGAGGACGACUAUGAGGAAGCUCCAUCGGUUUGUUCGGGACUUGAUCAUGAUCCCUACAUUCAAAAAGAGACUAUCCAAGCUGGUGAAGAUAUAAAUCAAACAUAUUCUCAUGGUUCAGUCGUUCGAGUCAGUUGUACCCACGGCUUUGGGGUGAACCUCCCGAACGAAACAAUCAAAUGCGUGCAGGGUCGGUGGAAACCAAAGCUGCCGCAAUGCAGUGCAUUACCUUGCAAAGUACCCUACUUAAUUCAUGGAACGUUCUACGAGAAGACCAAGGGACUUGUGUUCAUGGACUUGAUAAAACAUGGAAUUGCAAUUGAAUUGAAAUGCACCAAGGGUUAUGCUCUCCGAGGGCCUAGCAAGCUCGUAUGCUGGUAUGGAGAGUUCGACGUGGGAGACCCAAGUCCCGAGUGUGUUCCAGCUCCGUGCAAACUCCCAUCACUCAACUAUGGGACGUACGAGAAGGGGUACAGAUCCGGUAUGCAUGUCACUCAUGGAACGGAAAUGGAUUAUACGUGCGAUGGGGAUUUUAGAAAAAUAAGUGCUGGAACUACAACCUGCAUCUUAGGUGAUUUUAGACCCAGUCGACCAGCAUGCUUUCACCCGUCAAACAUGGGAAAUAACACUUUGCAUGGUGGAUACAAUGAGUACAACGUGGACAACGGGGACAAGAAAAAUAAAAAGUUGGAUAAAGAGACAAUGAAAAAUGUGUACAAUGGGAUUAAGCGAGCAUGUGGAUCGCCUCCCAGAGAAAGGGGGGCUGUUUCAUUUGUCGAAGGAAGGCCUGUCGAUUAUUCAAUGGAUUUCAGCUUUCCGGACGGCAUAGAUAUCCAGUACAGAUGUAUUAAUGUCAAACCUAAAGUUAAAAAUCGUUGGCGAGUUGCAUGCAAUGACGGAGUUUGGACAACUAAUGCAAACCACACAAGCUGUGAACCAGCGAAUGGAACGGAAUUUGAUAUUGACGAGCUACUUCAAAUGAUCAAUGGUUCCUGUAAAUACAAAAAUUUGGACAAAUACGUCGCAACAUUCUUCACAGACCGUCAAGUCGGCAGCGGUGAUGCAGAGUUUCCUACUGGGACAGUCCUUACUUCUCGAUGCGUGGACAUUGGAAAGUUUCGUCUAAAAGGAUCCGUACGGAGAAGGUGUGUUUCUGGUCAGUGGUUGGGAAUUACUCCAAAGUGUGAAGGCCUGAGCCAAUUUUAUGAUUAUGCUCUUGGAAAACCACCCACGAUACUCUUCAGAUACGAAAACGGCUCGAUUAUUCAAAGUAACGAUGGGAAACUUCUUAUCUUUGAGGGCACUACUUUGCACAUGGAAUGUCUCUGGAUACGGAAGUUUGGAACUCCUAAAUGGGAAACUUCAAAUACACACAGGGAAUAUCAAGAAGGAUGGGCCGAGUUGCCAGGAAGAAAUAGAGACCUAGAAUACCGUCUCACGAUUGACAACGCACAGAUCGAGGAUUCUGGAACAUACCGAUGCUCAACCCCCGCAAGAUAUACUCACGAAGUUAACAUUGAGGUUACAAAGACUCAUUGCAGUCCUCUCCCAGAAAGUUCAGCCUUGAUUUAUUCCACCAACAGCUCUGCGUUGGGGGCUGUGGUGUCAUUCGAGUGCCAGGGUGGUAACAGCGUCGUUGGUGCUCAAGAAUUGACUUGCCUACCCUCGGCAAACUGGAGUGGGGUCUUACCAAAAUGUGAAAACGUAGAAUGCCAAGACAUUUCUCUCCUACCUGCAAUGGCACCAAUGGCGUAUCCUUCACGCAACUCCACCUACAAGAAGAAUGAGACGGCACCACCCAAAAUCUCUAUCGUGAGCUUGGACGUGGGAGGGAAGGCACUAUUUACGUGUCCACAAGGUUAUGUCGCUGAUGGUGCUGCUGAUGCUACGUGCCAAUCAAACGGGAAAUGGUCAAAUCCACUUCCAAUUUGCAAGGAGGUGGAAUGUCCUAAUCCAUCCCCACCAGACAACGGGUUCGUGACUGGAAAACCACCGUAUAAAGCUGGCGACUUGGCUCAAUUUGAAUGUCAUCCCAACUACAUGAUGGAGGGUCAGCCCAUCAUUGCUUGCCAGGAUAAUGGAAAAUGGUCCAGAGCUGUUGGAAUAAAAUGCGUUGUGAGCUGUCACUAUCCGGGCACGACGAUUGGGGGCACUAUUUCAAAAGUCAAGUUCUACUAUGCGAUCGGAGAAACUGUCGAGUUUGACUGCACCGACGAAUAUGAAUUGCAUGGAACCCGAAUGCUCCAUUGUCAAAAGAACGGCAAAUGGUCUAACACGGUCCCAACAUGUGCAGUGAAAAAUGGAAAUGCAUAUCGCCGUGUAAUAGAAUCGGACGAAGGAAAGAAUCCAGUAUCAAAAUAAGUUGGAUCAACAACGAUAAUACAUGAUAAUAAUCUGGCAUGCAUUGCAAAAGCAAUAACAAAAAAAACAUACAUUCAAUUGUCAAAUUUUUAUUAUGUAGUCAGCCAGUUGAGUUUAGCUCAAGGGCUACAAAUAUAAACUUCUCACUUAAUUAUUA